Messenger RNA from Eublepharis macularius, 2661 nucleotides. Its product is annotated as cytochrome P450 3A9-like. NCBI's taxonomy places the organism in Eukaryota, Metazoa, Chordata, Lepidosauria, Squamata, Eublepharidae. The coding region runs from base 143 to 1666 and encodes 507 amino acids. The transcript has 14 exons. Gene Ontology annotation, molecular function: oxidoreductase activity, acting on paired donors, with incorporation or reduction of molecular oxygen, reduced flavin or flavoprotein as one donor, and incorporation of one atom of oxygen; iron ion binding; heme binding. The record is from RefSeq and is a predicted model, not a curated record. Gene Ontology annotation, biological process: steroid metabolic process; oxidative demethylation.
ACUCAACCUGGUUUCGUCUAACAAGAGCAGAGUGCAUCAUCAUAAGACAUUGCGAAACUGUUACCUUUAGCUCCAAACCUUGAUCGAAAAGCACAGAAAGGUGCAAGUAAGUCAAAGAAAGAUCAGCUAACCAGGAGUCAAGAUGGAUCUUCUCCCAGGAUUUUCCACCGAGACAUGGUUACUUCUUGUCGUUCUCCUGGGCCUUCUAAUGCUAUAUGGAAUAUGGCCGUUCCGUAUGUUCAAGAGGUUAGGAAUUCCAGGCCCCAUGCCGCUACCUUUCUUUGGGACCGUCUUAAAUUACCGCCACGGUUUUGUGAAGUUUGAUAGCAGUUGUUACAAGAAAUAUGGGAAAAUCUGGGGAAUUUAUGAUGGCCGGCAACCUAUAUUAGCUGUAUUGGAUCCCAUCAUCAUCAAAGCCAUACUAGUGAAAGAGUUCUAUACCACCUUUACCAACCGCCGGAAACUUGGCUUAGCAGGGAUAUUGGAGAGCGCAGUUUCAAUAGCACAGGAUGAACAGUGGAAGAGGAUUCGCACCGUGCUGUCACCGACCUUCACCAGCGGGAAGCUGAAGGAGAUGUUUCCCAUUAUAAAACAAUACGGGGAAAUUCUGGUGCAGAACGUGCAGAAGAAAGUGGACAGGGACGAGCCUAUAGAGAUGAAGGACAUCUUUGGUGCUUACAGCAUGGACGUCGUCACUAGCACCUCUUUUGGCGUGAACAUUGACUCCAUGAACAACCCCAAUGACCCUUUCGUCAAGGAGGUCAAGAAAAUGACCAAGUUUAGCUCUUUCGACCCACUCUUUCUUUUGAUGUUUGUGUGCCCAUUCCUCAUUCCUAUCCUUGAGAAAAUGAAUGUGAACGUCUUCCCCAGUGACGCUUUGGAUUUCUUCAUGAGAUCAGUUGGAAAAAUAAAGGAAAAACGGAAGAAGGAAGGCAAAGGGGACCGAGUGGAUUUCCUGCAGCUGAUGAUAGACUCUCAAGGCACCAAUGGCAAACAACAGAGCAAUGGGGUGGAUCAUUCAUUCAAAGGGUUGACUGAUGUUGAAAUUCUGGCCCAAGCGAUCAUCUUUAUUUUCGCUGGAUACGAGCCAUCCAGCAAUUCCCUUGGCUACACGGCCUACCUCUUGGCCACUCACCCCGAUGUCCAACAAAAGCUUCAUGAUGAAAUCGAUACUAUUCUACCCAACAAGGCUCCUCUUACUUAUGAUGCUAUAAUGAAAUUGGAGUAUCUCGACAUGGUGAUUAAUGAAUCACAGAGGCUGUAUCCCCUUGGAGGACGGAUCGAAAGGGUCAGCAAGAGAGACGUUGAGAUAAAUGGUGUGACUAUUCCAAAAGACACGGUGGUGAUGAUUCCACCUUACAUUCUGCAUCGGGACCCAGAAUACUGGGCAGAACCAGAGGAGUUCAGACCUGAGAGGUUCAGCAAAGAGAACAGUGAAAACAUUGACCCUUACACAUACCUGCCCUUCGGAGCUGGUCCCCGGAACUGCGUUGGGAUGAGAUUUGCAAUGGUCACUAUGAAAGUUGCAAUCGUAAUUCUCUUGCAGCAUUUCUCCUUCAGAACCUGCAAAGAAACCCCGAUUCCCCUGGAGCUGAGCGCUCAGUUAUUCUUAAUGCCAAAGAAACCCAUUGUUCUGAAGUUGGUUCCACGAGAAAAGGAAGAAUGAAGCCUGGCUGUGUUUCGGACAUCUUUGCAGCAUCUAGUAUUCAGAUACACACUGCCACUGAACAUGGAGGUUCGAUUUAGCUAACAAAAGUACUAGCCAUUGAUAGACCUAUCCUCCAUCGAUCUGCUUGCUCCUUUUAAAAAGCCAUCACAUUUAGUGGCCACUGCAAUAUCUUUGUGACCGAGAAGCCAACGUUUUGGGUGUUUUCCACCCCAUAUGCCACUAUAUGAGGAAAAUGCCAGACGUAAGGCACAAUUGCUCAAAGCGUGACAUUGAACCUCCAAAGAGGAAAGAAGGAGCCAUUAAACAGAGAGCAUUCACUCCUGAACUGCCACCUGCAAGUGAACCAAAAUUGGAAACGAUCUUAAUUAAAGACAGCAAUACAUAUCCUGGAGAAAUAACUAGGCAGCUUAAUUAAUAGCUUCAAAAGAGAAGAAGAAAAGCCACUGAAGGAUUCUUAAGGCCUUCACCAGACAAGAUGUAUUAUUUUUUCCUUGGAAUGAGCAAUUGUUACUCAAGCAAUGAUAAUGCAUUUUUUUAAACCCAUGCGUGCCCAGUGAACUGAAAUUUUAGAAAUGAAAGUAUUAGCAUACAUACAUCCCCAGCUCAUUCUUUGAAAGCUUGAAACAAAAAAAAAUUAAAUAAUUUCCCAAGCAGAGGCAGGUACAGCUCCAGCCACUGUGAGGCAAUUAAAACCAAACUUUCUUUAGAGACAAGAUCGGCUGUGGUUUAGUGGAUUAAAAACCUUUGGUUAAAUGCAGGUUUAACCUUGUAUGCCCCAGUAAAUUUUUGUACUAUUACUUAGGGCUAACAGAUUGCCACUAUCAAAUACAAUAAGAGUCAGACAAAGUUUAUGAACUAUGAUGUUUAAUGGUUAUAAACCAUCAUUGUUUUAUUUUUCUUCGGCAAACAAAUAUACAUUAUGCCAUUGUAAUGUCAAACAAGAAUAAACUAUUACUCAUAAUCACAACAGAAAACCCUGUCUUCAUGUCUUU